AUGCAACAGACCGCUGCACUUCCUAAGCGGUUAUCCUGCGAUCGCUGCUACGCGCAGAAACUGCGGUGUCCGCGGCCAAGUACGAAUGACGAUGCAAGUUGCAUCCGAUGUUUAAGGCAGAAGGUGCAAUGCGUCUAUAGCACUGCUUUGCCCAAGGGUCGGCCCCGCGCUGCGGUCCGUGCUUGUGCUGCUGGAGCGGGAGCUACGGCUGGAGCUCCCCCUAUAACUACGACGACGACUACUGCUGCCCCGUCUAGCUCAGACACUGCCCCUCCCAUUUUCUCCACCGAGGAUCUGGCCUCGUUGACCGGUCUAUCCACUUCAGGGUGGCUUCCAGACCCAACUUGGGAGGAUAGUUUUUGUUUCCUAUCAUCCCAAGUUGUGCCGCAGCCGCCACCUCUUGAUACCACUCCGCCUCGUUCACUCUCCGCAUCAGGUUUAGACAACCCUGAAAAUUGCGUUGGGCGGCUUCCGGACUUAGCAACGCGUCUUCACGCCGUUUAUCAAACCACACGAGCGCUGUCUGAUCAUCCCCUCAUCACCAAUGCCGCGUUUGAAGCUGUUACCACACUCUUCAAUGCCCCCUUGUCACCUCCCAGCGCUACCACUACCGCCGCCACCACCAACCUCCGCGAAACAUUCACAUCCUCCCGUCAUCUCCUAGAAACCAUCUCUCACCUCCUCUGGACCACACCUAACAACAAUCCAUCAACUGCACCCGCUGCUGCGGCAGACGAAACAGUGAUAUACCACUUCACCAUAGCCUGCUACAGCCUUCUCCUCCUCAUAUAUGCUACCCUCCUUACCGCCCUCCACCGCGAUGCCCUAACUCACGCCCAACCGUCAUUGUCGACAACCACCACCACUACCGGCCCCGACAACAACACCAGCACAUGGUGCUCAGCCCCCUCCCUCGUCGAACUUCGCCUCGUCCUCCUCUUCCACAUGAUCACCUAUUUUCUGGAUCGCCUCCAGCAAAUGAUCAGGAUGUAUACCGCCGAGUUUGAAAAGCAGGCUUCCAACAGCACUACCGGAAGACGACCACCCACAAGCGGGAGAUGGAGCGAGGAAGUAGAGGAGAUGAUGGUGGUCGAAGAGCCUUGGGAGCGGGAGCAGCAUAUACCGCCCCCGCCUCCUCCCACCUCCUCUCUGGGCUCGAUCUCUGAGUUGGAGACCCAAGCUCGAGCGGCACUGAUGCAGUUGCGAAUGUCGUUGGUGGCUACAAGGGGUGGUUUGGUCGAUAACUAG
Messenger RNA from Aspergillus welwitschiae, 1248 nucleotides. RefSeq names its product Zn(II)2Cys6 transcription factor domain-containing protein. The coding region runs from base 1 to 1248 and encodes 415 amino acids. Gene Ontology annotation, molecular function: DNA-binding transcription factor activity, RNA polymerase II-specific; zinc ion binding. The record is from RefSeq and is a predicted model, not a curated record. The transcript has a single exon. Lineage: Eukaryota; Fungi; Ascomycota; Eurotiomycetes; Eurotiales; Aspergillaceae. Gene Ontology annotation, biological process: regulation of DNA-templated transcription.